Messenger RNA from Magallana angulata, 1415 nucleotides. RefSeq names its product androgen-induced gene 1 protein-like. The record is from RefSeq and is a predicted model, not a curated record. The coding region runs from base 143 to 865 and encodes 240 amino acids. Lineage: Eukaryota; Metazoa; Mollusca; Bivalvia; Ostreida; Ostreidae. The transcript is spliced from 7 exons. Gene Ontology annotation, cellular component: membrane; endomembrane system.
GGUAUACAUAAGUAGCCUGACUUCCGAUUAUACAAACAUCUGUGUCCACGCGUACAGUAUAUAUGUAGUACACGCAUGGAUAUUCGCAAGUAUCUGCAUGUUUCAACAAGGACUUUCACGGAAGUACGGUGUGUAGUUGGCCAUGGAGCUUGGGCCGAUCUUGGGUUAUCAUGCGGUAUUGUUUAUAGCCCAUGCAGCGGCUUAUAUCUAUGAUUGCAAGUACAUCGUCACCAAUGAAACAGAGACAGUGUUUACCUAUAGGGGAUACGGAGGGAAAUUCAAAUACCUGACCAACUGGAACUUUAUAAUCCAGACAGUGUAUUUUGGGUUGUGUGUGGCGAAUGAUCUCUGUGGAUCUAAUGUUCGACCAUCAGGAAGAGGAGAGAGAUGUCAACUACAGAGAUGGCGCGACAACUUCCUAGCAACCGUUGUGUUUCCACUAGGAAUGUUUGUUGUACUGACUUUCUGGGGUAUCUAUGCUAUAGACAGAGAACUAGUUUAUCCCAAAGCACUAGAUAAAGUCAUUCCAUCAUGGCUAAAUCACGUUAUGCACACCACCAUUUUACCUUUCCUGUUGGUAGACAAGUUCCUAGUGUACCACCAGUAUCCCAGUCGGAAGGCUGGUUUUGUUACAAUUAUGUCUCUAGCAUUGCUUUAUCUGACUUGGAUCCUGUGGGUGGCGUACUAUGCCAACAUAUGGGUGUACCCAAUCCUUAAAGUCCUACAGCCACAUCAGAAAGUGGUAUUUAUCUUGGCCAUGUUAGUUUUAUUCGUAUUUCUCUAUCUUCUGGGAGAGUUUAUCAACAAAACAAUCUGGGGUGAAGAGAGAAGUCAUGCACAGAAAAAGAAGAAGAAAUCCAGUUGAUGAGAGAAUAUCAUAGUUGCCUUUUUUAGAGAAAACCAUAUGAUCUGACUCAGAUUUUCCACAUUUCGUGUUGUAAGGGGACAAAAAUAAUAUUUUCUUUCCAAAGUUAUUAACUUUCUACUCAGAACCUUUGUAAACAUUUUGUUUUCUUUCUUUUGUUUUAGUUGAAAAAGAAAUUGUACAUAAACUUAAUGAGCAAAUAUUUACCAAGUAGCAUAUCAAUUUGUUUCGUCUGUUUAAUCCAGUUAUAUGACAAUCAAGGAAUUUUUGUCACUUGAGUUUCACAGGUCAUUAAUUAUUUUUUCCUCAUUAUUAUGAGAUUUGAUAUACAGGCUACAUUCAUGUACUUACUAAUUUUUCAGUAAGAUAAAAUUUUUAUUGAAUGAGAAAAAGAACCUUAAACUCAGAUGGAAGCUUUUUAUCAGAAGAGAAAUGUUGUACUACGGAAUUAGCUCCCCUGGACAGACCUCACUGUACAAUGUUUAGGUAGCAGUGAUUUUAAUGAUAUUUUUAUAAACCUUGAUUUAUAUCAACCAAAGUGGGGUCCCCC